Messenger RNA from Musa acuminata subsp. malaccensis (wild Malaysian banana), 729 nucleotides. Its product is annotated as replication protein A 14 kDa subunit. The record is from RefSeq and is a predicted model, not a curated record. NCBI's taxonomy places the organism in Eukaryota, Viridiplantae, Streptophyta, Magnoliopsida, Zingiberales, Musaceae. Gene Ontology annotation, biological process: DNA repair; DNA recombination; DNA replication. Gene Ontology annotation, cellular component: nucleus. Gene Ontology annotation, molecular function: DNA binding.
AGAAUCCACAUCUUCCCGCGCCAAGGCCGAAUCCCUAAAGCAGUGAACCCUAAUAAGAACGGCUCCGCCUCUUCGACUCUUCGGAUCGCCCAACCCAUCUCUUCCCCUGCCGCCCUCGUCCCGAAGAUAAUGGAUACAUCGAGUCCUGCAGUUUUUGUUAAUGCCGAGAUUCUGAAAAUGUAUCUGGGAAGGAGAGUUCGGGCGGUGAUUCAAGUGAUGCGAAAUGACGCUGGGGUUAUUGUGGGACAAUCAACUGAUGGGAAUCAAAUAACCGUUAAGGGCGCUCAGGCCGUCCCUCCGUCUCAUUAUGUGGAGGUCAUUGGAAUUGCUGAUGGAAGUCAGUCGAUUAGAGCUGAAAUUUGUACCGACUUUGGCCAAUCAUUUGAUAUGUCAGCUUACAAUGGGCUCUGCCAGCUUGCAAAUGGCAAAUUCAAGAAUCUAUUCCUUUAGUGCAGUGCUGGAUGUUAUUCAACUGUGCUGCAAACCCAAAUUGAUCGACUUGUUAGGAAGGAUCAGAUCCUUUUAUGUUGAUGCUUCUUUCUUGUAAUGUAGGCUCUGUCAUCAGAACCUAUUGUGAAGAACUCCUAUUGUCUUGUGAAUUUGGAGAGUUGAGUAUUCAUACUUUUGCAGUAACAUAUUCUUCAUCUUAGGGAUCAAAGGUUUUGUCUGGUGAGAGUAGUUUGUGGUCAAUGAAACGUUAUGCUAAUGCAUUGCACUCAAAAAUCUUUU